AGAGGGCAGACGAAGUACUCCGCAGCUCAGAACGAUCGUAAACGAUGUGGAAGGUAAUUGUGGUCGCUGGCAAAAUCUUUAACAGAAUAACAAACCAUGCAGCGGGAAAAUAAGUCGGAUGAGUGGGUCAGACUUGUGUUGCGCCGAUUUAGAAGUCAGCUUCCAUAUGAAUCAACACGCUCUCAGAAAAAUCAUGAAAGUACAGAGCACAUUAAGAACUGUGUUAUUAGCCUCAGUGAACAUAACUUUAGUAUGGUGGUGGCAGAACUUGCUGGGUUCAUUAAGGAACCAUCCAAGUUGUGUACCCUAUCAGCAGAGAAGAUGACCCUUGCAUCACGAUCCAAUAGCAUUACCAUGGAUACCAUGUCCUGUUGUUUUGAAAAGUUCAUAACACAGUCUAAUGGAUUCCCUCUGGAAGCUGAACAGAAAAUUCUAGCUGGCAAGGUACUCUCCCACAUCAGUGUGCACCAUUUCUCAGCCCUCUUUAAUCGCAUUGCAAUCAGACUUCAUGUGCUUGCCAAUACUGAAGAUAAUUCUGAUACUGGUGAACUUGAACUUAUUCGACAUUUACAUGUGAAUGUGUCUUCUCUUCAAAUUCUGUUGCAAGAAAGCAUUCAGGUAUUCAGAUCGUUGAAGAAGAUUGGUCAACUAGCUUUAGUAUCUGGAUUGGAAAAGGCUAUAUGGAAUUGGGUUGAGAACAGUCCAGAUGAAUUUGCACAGCUACAGAGAGAACCGUCACCAGAACUUUCAGAGUAUGCAGAGAAGCUGUUUGACAUGGUGGAUAAUUUUGCUGAGAGUUCAAAGAGAAAAGCUGCAGUAUGGCCUCUCCAAAUAAUGCUGCUUAUUCUAUGCCCAGAUAUGCUGAAACAAAUAGCCACAAGUGAAAAAGUAUUUGAUGUCAGUAAAGCUAAUAAGAAAGAUUUUCUUGAUCAUCUGAAGAAGGCACUAAAUAGUACCAAGCACCUGACAGAGAGUGCAGCAGUAGUGUGCGUGAAACUCUGCAAGGUUGCCACUUACAUGAAACCUGAAGAUAACUCUGUUUUGUGUUUCCUUGUUGUCUCCAUGCUCAAUGAAUUGAAGGCAUUACUUUUCAAUGUGAGCAAGCCUUUUUCUGUAGGAUCUGGUGGUUUAUUCACAACAGAGGAACUAAUGGUUGAUUGCUUUGUGUCAAGUUUCCGCAUCAAUCACAGAAACAACCAGCACUUUGAUAUCUGCCUACAGCCAAACUCUCCAAUUAUUUUCCACCUUGUCUUUGUCAAAGGAACUUAUGCUAUUGUAAAAGAGGCUCCUUUGAGAUGGUGGCCAAAAGCUGAAGUACUUCAUCCAAAAGCCCCAGCACUAAGACAUAUCUUCUUGAAUAUUUGUAACAAAAUUCAGAGUGCUGAACAAGAGGGACAACAGUCAAGGUUAAGUCAGAUCUACAAGGUAAAGGACAAGAAACACAAAGAAGAUGAGGUUCAUUCCAACAAGAAGCAAGACAAAGAGUUAUUACUGUGGCUGGUGAAAAUUUUUCAUGCAGAUCCUGUGUUUGCUUUUAAUAAUCCUGAUCUUCAUGGUUGGGAGAUACAAAAGAAUUCAACUCAAGUUAUCAUGGGCGUGGUCAAUUUGAUGUUGACACCUUCUCUACCUGCAGAAAUAAGAAAUGAGGCAGCUGAGACUCUUCUCUGUUUCUUUGAAGCUGAUCACAUAGAGAUGUGGAAUCCUGUGGCACCUAUUGCUUCAUUUUGGGAAAUUAGUUCACAUGUAAUGGUGUCCAUUGCGGAGUUUCUCAUUGGUCAUGGCAGCCAUGGAACUGUUUUACUGAGAUACUUGAGGGACCUAACCAUGUGUAAAAUUGAGUUUUUAAGGAAACACCAGGAGCAAGCUUCUAUAGGAUGCCACUUGCCAAUAUGUACAGUUUCACAAACAAAACUUGAGGAAGUAUUCUUAAGUUAUUUAUGGAAUCCAGAUAUGGAAACUGUAUUGAUCUCCCUUUCUUGUUUUGGACAAAUGUGCAAUGAAGUGGAUAUUGUGCAAAGUUCAGAGACCCUAAAUGUUUUACAAACUUCUCAAAACUUAAAUGUGUACAAUGAGAUGUCACAGGAGGCUACCAAAUUUAGAGCUGGAAGAGCAGCACUGCAAAAACGGAUUAUGGCUUUAUUAAGGCAACUUGACAGCCAAACUGCAGGGAAUUUUCAGGCCUGGGAAAGUACUUACUCAAAAUGGCAAAAGUUAACAUUUGACCUUGUCAACUUUGGUAAAGAUGAUUCUCCAUCAAUAGAUGUACAGAAAUAUCUUAGGCGGAGAUCACAUUCCAAACUCACUACUGACAACUUGCAGACAUCAUUCAUUGAAUGGACAUACAUGACAGGAUUUCUCUGUUCCCUUGGUGGAGUUUGUUUGACUUCAGUACAGCCAGUAAGAAGAUACAGUAGAAGCCUUCCUUCAUCAGUACACUCCACAGCUGAACCAAAUGAUGCUGAAUGCGUGACAGUAACGAAGUUUAUGCAAGAUGUGUUGAGUCUUCUGGUUUGUGGUAAUGAAAAAACUGGUUUACAGAUACGUAGCACAGUCAAUGAGCUGGUUGGAGUGGAGUUAAGUCCCAAGCUUUAUCCCAUUUUACUGACCCAGAUUAUGACAGUUGUAAACAGCUUCUUCACACCAUCUGGGCAGGUGGUGGUUCAAGAAAAGCACACUCUAUUUAUAGCACAGAUCAUUGUAAUAAUCAAACACAUCCUGGAAAACAAACUAGGACACAAGGAUUGUUUUCAGAUGAGUGGCAUUGAUGCCAUGAUUCUGUCAUUCGUAAGAUAUGUGAGAAACCUCCCAGUUAGUCACCAGGCUCUGCAGAUAAAGUGUAAACUCUGCCAGCUGAUUGAUGUGGUUAUGGCAAAAAGAGACGAACUCUUACUUCAUCAAGAAGUGAAGCUUCGGAACAAGCUUGUGGAAUACCUCACUGAUUGGGUUCUACCCUCUGCUGAACACCACCAGAGUAUCCCUGUAGAGCUUUCCAGUUUAUCCAAAGAUCUUGAUGCUACUGUGAUGCGUGCAAUAGCAUCACUCCUCUCUGGCUUACCCCUGCAACCCGAGGGAAUGGAGACAGAUAUUAUGGAGGCCAAGUCACAACUUUUUCUCAAGUACUUCACUCUAUUCAUGAACUUAAUGAACGGAGAGAAGGGUAUAAAAACAACAGAUGAGCAAGAAGAAGAAGGUGAAAUGCACCAUAAUGCAUCCCAAACAUUGCAUCAAAAUGCUGUCUUGGCCAUGUCCAAUUUACUGAAUGCUAACAUUGAUACUGGACUCAUGUAUGCGAUAGGCCUAGGAUACCAUGAUGAUUUACAGACAAGAGCUGUUUUUAUGGAGGUUCUCACCAAGAUUCUGCAACAGGGCACUGAAUUUGACAAUUUGGCGGACACGGUGUUAAUGGACAGAUUUGAUAGACUGGUGGACUUGUUGACGCUGACAGGAGAGAAAGGCAAGCUGCCUAUUGUGAUGGCCUUGGCCAAUGUGGUACCAGCACAGCAGAUGGAUGAACUGGCUCACGUUCUGGUCACCCUUUUUGAUGACAGAAAGAAUCUGCCUCAGCUUCUGAACAACUUAUUUGCCAUGGAGGUUUACAGCACGGAGGGAAUGCAGACACUCUUCAGAGGAAACAGUCUUUCGAGCAAAACCAUGGCGUACUGUUUCAAAGUGUUUGGUGGUAGUUACCUCCACACACUGCUCACUCCGCUGAUAGCCCCUAUGUACAAAGAACAUGUCUCGUUUGAAGUGGAUCCUACAAGGCUUGAAAAAGGUCAAAAUGUCGAAGAGAACAGAAACAACCUGAUCAAGGCUGCUCAAAAGUUCAUCAACGAGAUUGUAAUUUCAGCUGAAAGUUUUCCUAUCCAGCUACGACGUCUGUGUAACUGUCUAAAGGAGAUUGUUCACCAGAGAUUCCCAAAGCACAGUUUAGAAGCAGUGGGGAGUGCUUUUUUUCUGAGAUUCAUAAACCCAGCGAUAACUUCACCCCACGCCACAGGAAUUGUUGACCAGAUUCCUCCAGAAGAGAUGAGAAGAGGACUCAUGUUACUGUCAAAGAUACUCCAAAAUUUAGCCAAUCAUGUCCUCUUUACAAAGGAGAAACACAUGGAACCUUUUAACGGUUUCCUUCAAGCAAACUUCGAUAAGGCGAGAAAAUUUUUUAACGCCAUUUCGUCAAAGUGUCCUUCAAAGAGAGAGGAGGACAGCACAAGUUAUUCUUUUAUUAGCGAUAGUAGUGUGUUGAGUCUACACAAACUCUUGUGGGAUCAUCAGGAAAAGAUUGGAACUUAUCUUGCCACGAAGAGUGAAUUCAAGACCUUUGGUAGAAGACCUUUUGAGAAAAUGUCCACUCUGCUGGCUCACCUUGGACCACCUGAUCAGCAGAAAAAUCAUUUUUCGCAUCUGCGGUGGCAGGAUGGAACUCGUUUUGAAGAGUUUAUGGCGCGUCACGCCGAAGAGAGCCGGGACGAUUUACAAGCCAUGAAAAGUUUAAACGUGUUUUAUCAAGGUGGCAAGUCAAAAAGUGGACAUCCUGUGUUCUACUAUAUCGCCAGACGAUUCAGAGGAGACCAAAUUACUGACGAACUUCUCAUUUACCACGCCCUAAUAACACUGGAAAGCUGCAUCGAAAGACCCUGGGAGCUAGUUGUAGACUUCACCCAUACAACUUUAGAAAACAGGUUUAGUCCGUCCACUGUGUUAAAACUUUUAACAGUCGUACCCGAUGGAGCGGUGAAGAAUCUCCGAGCAACGUACUUGUAUAACUGCAGCAGUUCACUGAGGCAAUAUGCCAAGUACAACGAACGUCACUUGUCUCCUUUGAAGGGUCGUUCUGUAGUUCGGGUUUGUGAGUCUCUAAGUAAACUACACGAGUACAUUAGUUCGAGUGAACUCAAGUUACCAAGUUCCACUGUGUCCCUCGAGGAAGACUUAAAGGUUUUUCACGCUUUCAGGGUGUCGAGCAGGAGCAAUGUUUUAGUCAAGGUUGGCCCCACAUCAGUGCAGAUCACCACCCCAGAGAGACAUAGAGUGUUGGGUUAUUCAAGCAUCCUUAAUGAUGUGUAUUAUGCCUCCGAAGUUAAGGGGGCCACUGUGGAGGAUGAGAACCUCUGUCUGUUAAAACUGGCAAAUGUUGGUCCAGGAAUUCUUCUGAUGAGUAAUGACAGUGAACAGAUUGUUCAAGCUGUUACGCACGUUAAGACCAGAUGGCAGCUCUCACAACCCGACUCAUCCACAACUACGAGUAAGAAGAUCAAGCCCAAAGAUGUCCCAGGAACGUUGCUGAACAUGGCUUUGUUGAAUCUUGGUACAUCAGAUCCCAGCCUUCGCUUGGCUGCCUACAAUCUGUUGUGUUCCGUAACAAAGUCGUUCAACUUGAAAAUCGAGGAAAGACUUCUGGAAGGAACAGGUCUGUGCAUCCCUGCAAACAAUACACUGUUCAUAGUUGGAAUCAGUGAAAAACUUGCUGCUAGAGAACCACAGCUGACUCUUGAGUUCCUUGAAGAGUGCAUUGCGGGUUUUGUGAAGUCAGAUUAUGACCUGAAACAUUUGUGUCUGGAAUACAUGGCACCUUGGCUACCAAACCUUGCAAGAUUUUGCCGAUUCGCAGCGGAUGAUCCACAGAAAGUGAAAAUGACCCGUAUCCUUGAAGAACUCAUAAAUCUAACGGUGAAAGAAAAAGGAACCAUGUAUCCCUCCGUUCAAGCGACAAUUUGGGGAAAUGUGGGUAAAGUAACCGAGUUACUGGAUACAGUCCUUGACUGCUUCAUUAAGGCCAGUGCCACAGGAGGCCUGGGUUCUGUAAAGGCAGAAGUCAUGGCAGAUACUGCAGUGGCUUUGGCGUCAGCUAAUGUGCAAAUUGUGUCACGCAAGGUUAUUGGAAGGCUCGACUCGUUAAUCAGCAAGACCUUCAUUUCUCCCACCGUCCGUCUUGAACAACACCUCAUGUGGGACGAUAUUGCUAUCUUGACAAGAUAUCUGCUUAUGCUUUCCUUCAACGACUGUCUUGACGUUGCCAGUCAUAUCCCAUACUUGUUUCACCUCGUUACUCUUCUCGUCUCCACCGGUCCGCCAACCAUCCGAGCCUCAAUUCAUGGCUUGGUCAUUAACAUCAUCCAGUCUCUCUGUACAUGUUCUUGUAUCAAGUUCAGUGACGAAACUCACCGGCUUCUUCGUAUGCGGCUAGCCGAGCUGUCGUCGCCCAAGUUUUAUCUUCUUUUUGGCAUCUCAAAAGUGAAGACACCAGCUGUUAAGGCUUUUAAAGCAACCUACCAACGCAGNUGUCUCUCUAGGCUUCAGGUGAUUCUUAGUAAGGACUCCAUGUUCCACAAGGCAUUCUUCUGGAUUGCUGUAGCUGUGCUUCAGCUGUCAGAACUGUCUCUGUAUCCUUGUGGUUUGGCACUUUUGGAGCAGAGCAUCAUAUCACUCGAAACACAUGGUGCCUUAGAAUCAGAGUCGGUGGACAAAGUUCUCAUGGCGGUACGCGAAGAACCUCUGCUAGAGUUUCACUGUAAGCAAAUGGACCAUUUCGUUGGCCUUCACUUUUCAAACAAUUUCCACUUUGCGCUGAUGAUACACCUUGUAAAAGGAGUAUAUCAUCCCCAGGCCACCUCUUCGGCUCGUGCCAUUCGCAUCCUGAACUUGAUGUAUAACAUCACUAGCAAACGGAAGACAAG
Messenger RNA from Stylophora pistillata, 6674 nucleotides. RefSeq names its product neurofibromin. Lineage: Eukaryota; Metazoa; Cnidaria; Anthozoa; Scleractinia; Pocilloporidae. The record is from RefSeq and is a predicted model, not a curated record. Gene Ontology annotation, biological process: regulation of GTPase activity.